AAACAGCUUAUAAAUAAAAUAAUCACUCCAUGGCAAGGUAGGAUGUCAAGUUUUCAGAAGCAAUCCACUGAAAAUUUUCAUGAACAGGCACAGAGCAGACAAGUUAGAAACGGAAAAAAAAUUCGGUAUGUUAAAUCCCCAAGUUAUAUUCCUUCUUUUGAGCAAAAGUUUGAAAAUGUAAACCUUCUGGACAACAGCAGUUCUUGUGAUUACAGAAGUAGAAAGGGUUUCACUUCGUGCUGCCAAUACUUGCAUCGUUCUAAAUUUGGAAUGAUAUUGAUUUGUGUAGCAAUGUUUAUGAUGGGGGUCGUGGUUGGUUUCAUUCCAUUCAUUAAAGUUUACGUCGAUUCAUGUCAAGAUGAUCGCCGCAUUCUUCAAAAGAUGGUUAACUUCUUUGAUACUAACAACGGAUCAUUUUCAAAGGGGCACAUGUCUUCAGAGCCAACAAUUUAUAUAGGGCAUGCUAAGGGAAACAAUGAUAUUGUGCUUGAAUGUUCGGGAGAAAUUGAAAUACAAGAAAUUGAGUAUUCUGGUAUUGCAUCUAGUAAAGAAUCAAAAGAGAAAGUGUCUGAAUAUUGUAAAGAACACUUACAAAAAGCAUUUAAUAAUGUCAGGUGUGUCGUAAGUUUGAAGAAAGUGUAUCAAGCUCCUUACGACGAAGAGUCUUUCACGCAAAUUUCUUAUACGUGCAAAUUACCGACAAACCUUUAAAUAAAAGUAAUAUAUAUUUAACAAACCCACGAUUAACUUUAUUUGUGAAUUAAUAUAUAAACCACGCUAAAACUAUCGGUUCGGUAAAAACUCCUUAUUAAAAACUAGUGAUUUAAGCAGUUUACGCGCGAAUAUGAUUGGUAAAGUGCGAAUAUGAUUGGUAAAGUGCGAAUAUGAUUGGUAAAGUGCGAAUAUGAUUGGUAAAGUGCAAAUAUGAUUGGCAAAGUGCGAAUGUGAUUGGUAAAGUAUAAAGGUUUGAAUGUAUAUAAGUAUAUGAGUUUAAGUCUGUAAAUUAUAUGAUGAAAUGUUUUUUAAACUCCACAAAUUUUUAUAAAGAAAUGUUAUAAAAAAGAACAAAA
Hydra vulgaris (swiftwater hydra) is the source of this 1070-nucleotide messenger RNA. RefSeq lists its product as uncharacterized. The record is from RefSeq and is a predicted model, not a curated record. NCBI's taxonomy places the organism in Eukaryota, Metazoa, Cnidaria, Hydrozoa, Anthoathecata, Hydridae.